AUGUCGAGUAGGCAGGGAGGAUUUGAAGGCACAAGGUGCCAAGACUGUGGAAACCAAGCGAAGAAAGAUUGUGCUUACAUGAGGUGCAGGACUUGUUGUAGGAGCAAAGGAUUUGAGUGUCAAACUCACAUCAGAAGCACUUGGGUUCCUGCCUAUAGGAGGCGUCAGAGGCAUCAGCAACUCCCUCCUGUUCCACAGCAGCACCUCCCAUUACACAACCCUAAAAGGCUUAGGGAAAAUCCUUCUUCAGGGUUAGAAGUGGGAAAUUUUCCGGCUGAAGUGACUUCUCUGGCAACAUUUCGUUGUGUUCGAGUGAGCUCCUUUGAAGAUUCAGUUGAUCAGUAUGCUUACCGGACGAGUGUGAGUAUUGGAGGGCAUGUGUUUAAGGGUGUUCUCUAUGAUCAAGGCCCUGAUCAAGUUCAUCACUCACUAGGUGAAUGCUCCUCUCGUGAGACACAGGCGCAGCCAAAUGAAAGCAACGCUGCUGCUCUAACAAUGGCUACUACCACUACAACUUCGACUUCGGUUGCUGCAGAAACUCUUCUUCCUUUUGCAUAUGCAUCACCCUUUAAUGCUUUCAUGUCAGCUGGUACGCAAUUUUUCCUCAACCCAAAAUCUUAGAAACAUUUUGCAUAUGGGAAAGUGAAAAUU
Messenger RNA from Durio zibethinus, 651 nucleotides. The record is from RefSeq and is a predicted model, not a curated record. Lineage: Eukaryota; Viridiplantae; Streptophyta; Magnoliopsida; Malvales; Malvaceae.